AUGCUCAAUGGAGAGAUCUCCCAACUAUUCAGUCAAACUGAUGUUAUUUUAUCGCUGAACAGGGAUAAUAUUGAGGAGUUAAAGUCAGUGAAUCAUCAGAUUUCAACCAAGCUUCAAACUAUGGAUACUACUUUGAAUGAGUUAUUGGUGGAAUUGAUGGACAGUUUGACCAGAAUGAGACACUCCAGUUCUAUUAAUCGGUUUGGUCAGUUUGAAACUGUUCCUUAUAAGCCUGAAAGGGCAGGAGAUUUGAUUAAUCAGAUGAACGGGUAUUUGAAUUCGAUAGAUAUCGAUAAUGAAAGACGUCGACAGUUUAGAAAUAUUUUGAAUGCCACAAAGGCUUUGGAUGGAUUGGUAGAUAAGGGAUUGAACGAGUUUGUUUCCAGUUUAGAGAGUUGUAUAGGAUCUUUUGGUAAUUAA
Messenger RNA from Yamadazyma jaroonii, 420 nucleotides. The record is from the annotation of a GenBank genome assembly. Lineage: Eukaryota; Fungi; Ascomycota; Pichiomycetes; Serinales; Debaryomycetaceae.